CUUUGUUUUCUCCUGGUGGGGCGGGUGCGGGGACUGCAGUCUAGCCCCGGCUUCUGCGCCCUUUCUAGGCUGAGUCAGCGAGGAGCCCCGCUGCCAUGGACCCCGCGGAGCUCGAGCUCCCGACCGAUGCCCAGGGCCCGCGGCCGCCUCCGAGCGCGCUCUCGGAGCCCGACGCGCAGGUUCACAGCGCGGGUGGCGACUCAGGGACUAUGAGCCACGACACCGAGAUAGACAUGAAGGAGGUGGAGCUGAGCGAGCUGGACCCUGAGAAGCAGCCGAUGGCGGCGGGCGCCGAGAAGAACGGGCUGGUGAAGGCGGCCGGCGGCACGGAGCCGGCGGUCAGUGCCAAGUUCACGGGGCUGAGCAAAGAGGAGCUACUGGCGGCCGCAGGAGGCCGCGGCUGGGCGCGCGCUCGCACGGCGCUGCUGCUGCUCUUCUGGCUGGGAUGGCUCGGCAUGCUGGCAGGCGCCGUGGCCAUCAUCGUGCGGGCGCCACGCUGCCGCCCGCUGCCCACGCAGUCUUGGUGGCACCGCGGCCCGCUCUACCGCGUGGGCGACGCUCGCGCCUUCUUGGGCGGCGCAGGUCAACUGGAGGAUCUGCAGGGACACCUGGAGUACUUGAGCACCCUGAAGGUUAAGGGCCUCGUGCUUGGGCCCAUUCACAAAAACCUAAAGGAUGAUUUGGCAGGGACCAACCUGCAGCUGAUCGACCCGGCUCUUGGUUCCCAGAAAGACUUCAACAGCUUCCUCCAGGUGGCCAAGAAAAAGAGCAUCCAUGUCAUCCUGGACCUCACUCCCAACUAUCAGGGCAAGAACUCCUGGUUCCUCCCUGAGCAGGCGAACGCAACGGCCACCAAGGUGAAGGAGGCGCUGAGCUUUUGGCUGCAGGCUGGAGUAGACGGGUUCCAGGUCCAGAAUGUGGAGAACCUGAUGGAUGCAUCCUCCUUCUUGGCUGAGUGGGAGAACAUUACCAAGAGCUUCAGCAAAGACAAGCUCUUGAUUGCAGGCACCAACUCCUCUGACCUGCAGCAGCUCCUGAGCCUCCUCGAGUCCACAAAGGAUAUGCUGCUGACCAGCUCCUACCUGUCGAGCUUCAGCCCUACGGGGGAGCACAUGAAGUUACUGGUUACCCAGUAUCUGAACAAUACAGCUGGCCGCUGGUGUAGCUGGAGUGUGUCACAGGCCGGCCUCUUGACAUCCUUUGUGCCUGCUCAGCUCCUUCGGCUUUAUCAGCUGCUUCUCUUCACCCUGCCAGGCACACCUGUGUUCAGCUAUGGUGAUGAGAUCGGCCUGCAGGCUGUCAACCUUCCUGGACAGCCGGCCGAGGCCCCGGUCAUGCCAUGGAAUGAGCCCAGCCUUCCUGACACCUCAGGGUCUAUGGGCAGCAACAUGACAGUGAAGGGCCAGAAUGAGGACCCCUCCUCCCUCCUUUCUCUGUUCCGGAGACUCAGCGACCAGCGGGGGAAGGAACGCUCCUUGUUGCACGGUGACUUCCAUGUGCUGUCAUCCUCUCCAGGCCUCUUUUCCUAUGUGCGCCACUGGGACCAAAAUGAGCGAUUCCUGGUGGUGCUCAACUUUGGGGAUGUGAAGCUGUCAGCCAUGCUUGGGGCCUCGGCCCUGCCUGCCAGUGCUAGGCUGCCGGCCCAGGCCGACCUGCUGCUUAGCACCCAGCCAGGCCGAGAGAAGGGUGCCAGUUUGGAGCUGGGUUCCCUGAGCCUGGGGCCUCAUGAGGGGCUGCUGCUGCGUUUUCCCUAUGAGGCCUGACCCUGCCCUAACCAGCCCCUCCCCUGCCUUUGAGAUCUUGUUUCUCCCUCAUUUAAUGAUUGCAGGCUAUAGAUGAAGCCCAUUCAAAUAAAGGUCACCCUGCUUGGUGAAGUCUUGUCA
Molecule: messenger RNA, 1883 nt
Organism: Cavia porcellus (domestic guinea pig)
Lineage: Eukaryota; Metazoa; Chordata; Mammalia; Rodentia; Caviidae
Gene: Slc3a2
Product: solute carrier family 3 member 2
Exons: 10
Coding region: 96-1763 (555 amino acids)
Biological process (GO): L-leucine import across plasma membrane; phenylalanine transport; carbohydrate metabolic process
Cellular component (GO): apical plasma membrane; basolateral plasma membrane
Molecular function (GO): L-leucine transmembrane transporter activity; aromatic amino acid transmembrane transporter activity; L-alanine transmembrane transporter activity
Source: RefSeq, a predicted model, not a curated record